Messenger RNA from Eutrema salsugineum, 1202 nucleotides. RefSeq names its product indole glucosinolate O-methyltransferase 5. Gene Ontology annotation, molecular function: S-adenosylmethionine-dependent methyltransferase activity; O-methyltransferase activity; protein dimerization activity. Lineage: Eukaryota; Viridiplantae; Streptophyta; Magnoliopsida; Brassicales; Brassicaceae. The record is from RefSeq and is a predicted model, not a curated record. Gene Ontology annotation, biological process: methylation.
AUGGCAAACUAUUCUCAAGAUCCCUUAACCACAUCCACUAAACCAAGUCUAAUCAAAGAAAAAGAACGAUUUGAUGAAGAAACAGUGAGCUUGCUAGCGGAGAGGAUCUUGUACACCGUGGCCUUCAUCCCCGUGGUUUUCAAAUCAGCCUUGGAGCUUGGCGUUAUCGACACGAUCGCAGCCGUAGAUGAAGGUGUGUGGCUCUCGUCUUCUGAGAUUGCACUUCGUCUCCCAACCAAACCCACCAACCCGGAGGCACCGGUUUUGUUGGACCGGAUGUUGGUUUUACUAGCCAGUCACUCGAUCUUGAAGUACCGUAUAGUUGAAACCGGAGAGAACGGUCAAGCUGUCAAAUUCGAGAGGCUCUAUGCUGCUGAACCGGUUUGCAUGUUUUUCUUGAACCGUGGAGAUGGCUCCGGUUCUCUCGCCUCUCUGUUUAUGGUAGCCCUAAGCGAAGUCUAUUUCAAGACUUGGCCACAUCUCAAAGAUGUGAUAUUAGAAGGAAAAGAUGCAUUCACAUCUGCUCAUGGCAUGAACCUCUUCGAAUACAUUGGUUCAAACGAACGAUUUGGCGAGUUAUUUAACCGGGCAAUGUCAGAAGUUUCUACCCUGACCAUGAAGAAAGUUCUAGAAGUUUACAGAGGUUUUGAAGAUGUAAACACUUUAGUGGACGUGGGAGGAGGAACUGGAACCGUUAUAGGUCUAGUGACUUCCAAGUAUCCUCAUAUUAAGGGCAUCAAUUUCGAUCUACCCUCGGUUCUAACCCAUGCUCCUCUUUAUCCAGGAGUGGAGCAUGUUUCAGGAGAUAUGUUCACAGAAAUUCCAAAAGGAGACGCCAUUUUGAUGAAAUGGAUACUACAUGAUUGGACCGAUGAAGAUUGUGUAAAGAUUCUGAAAAAUUGUUUGCAAAGUCUUUCCAAACGAGGAAAAGUGAUAAUAGUCGACAUGAUUAUACCCGAAAAACCAAAGAUCAAAGACCUCUCUUCUAACAUUGUGUUUGGCAUGGACAUGACUAUGUUAACACAAUUAUCGGGUGGUAAGGAGAGGUCUUUUUCCCAGAUCAAGACUCUAGCCUCGGAUUCUGGUUUUCAUCGUUGUGAAGUUAUAUGUCGUGCAUAUUCAUUUUGUGUUGUUGAACUCCACAAAUAGAUUCGAAGUUUUACCCAAAAACAAACAAUCAUCCCAUUCAUGUGUAGACUAUA